UCCAAUCUCUGCGGCUGUGGCCACCCUGGGAGCUCCAGCGCCGCGGUCCGCGAGUCAGUCGUGCGCUGAGGAGGAGACGCGGGAGAAGCUGCAAAAGGGGGGCGCCGGGAGGACGUCGGAAKAGGAAGAUGCCUAAUACCGACCUUCUGAUGUUGAAGGCUUUUGAGCCCUACUUGGAGAUUUUGGAAGUAUACUCCACAAAAGCCAAGAAUUAUGUAAAUGGGCAUUGCACCAAAUAUGAGCCCUGGCAGCUAAUUGCAUGGAGUGUCGCAUGGACCCUGUUGAUAGUCUGGGUGUACGAGUUUAUUUUCCAGCCAGAGAGUUUAUGGUCACGCCUCAAGAAGAAAUUUUUUAAGCUUACCAGGAAGAUGCCAUUUAUUGGUCGCAAGAUCCAAGCCAAGCUGAACAAGACUAAGGAGGAUAUCAACAAGAACAUGUCAUUCUUGAAAGUGGACAAAGAAUAUGUGAAAGUUCUCCCCUCCCAGGGUCUGAGCUCAUCUGCAGUUCUGGAAAAACUCAAGGAGUACAGCUCUAUGGAUGUCUUCUGGCAAGAAGGAAGAGCCUCAGGAGCAGUCUACAGUGGGGAGGAGAAGCUCACGGAGCUGCUUGUGCAGGCUUAUGGAAAUUUUGCAUGGAGUAACCCACUACAUCCAGAUAUAUUCCCAGGACUACGUAAGAUCGAGGCAGAAAUUGUGCGGAUGACUUGUUCCCUGUUCAAUGGAGGUCCAGAUUCCUGUGGCUGUGUGACCUCUGGGGGAACAGAAAGCAUCCUGAUGGCCUGCAAAGCUUAUCGAGACCUGGCCUUAGAGAAAGGGAUCAAAACUCCAGAAAUUGUGGCUCCCCAAAGUGCCCAUGCCGCCUUUGACAAAGCUGCCAGUUAUUUUGGGAUGAAGAUUGUUCGGGUUGGCCUGAAUAAGAUGAUGGAGGUGGACGUGCGGGCAAUGAGAAGAGCCAUCUCCAGGAACACUGCUAUGCUGGUCUGCUCUGCUCCACAGUUUCCUCACGGUGUGAUAGAUCCUAUCUCCGAAGUGGCCAAGCUGGCUGUCAAGUACAAAAUACCUCUUCAUGUAGAUGCGUGUCUGGGAGGCUUUCUCAUCGUCUUUAUGGAGAAAGCAGGAUACCCACUGGAGAAACCAUUUGAUUUCCGGGUGAAAGGUGUGACCAGCAUUUCAGCUGAUACCCACAAGUACGGCUACGCCCCCAAAGGCUCGUCAGUGUUGUUGUACAGUGACAAGAAGUACAGGAGCUACCAGUUCUUCAUUGGCACAGAUUGGCAGGGUGGCAUCUAUGCUUCCCCAAGCAUCGCUGGCUCACGGCCUGGUGGCAUCAUUGCGGCCUGUUGGGCAGCCCUGAUGCACUUCGGUGAGAACGGCUAUGUUGAAGCUACCAAACAGAUCAUCAAAACCGCUCGCUUCCUCAAGUCAGAACUGGAGAAUAUCAAAGGCAUCUUCGUUUUUGGAAAUCCUCAGCUGUCAGUCAUUGCUCUGGGCUCUCAUGAUUUUGACAUCUACCGACUGUCUAAUUUGAUGACUGCCAAGGGGUGGAACUUGAACCAGUUGCAGUUCCCACCCAGUAUUCAUUUCUGCAUCACAUUAGUACAUACCCGRAAGCGAGUAGCAAUCCAGUUCCUAAAGGACGUCCGAGAAUCUGUCACCCAAAUCAUGAAGAAUCCUAAAGCCAAGACCACGGGAAUGGGUGCCAUUUAUGGCAUGGCCCAGGCAACUGUUGACAGGAAUCUGGUUGCGGAAUUGUCCUCAGUCUUCUUGGACAGCCUGUAUAGUACGGACGCUGUGACCAAGGGCAGCCAAAUGAAUGGUUCUCCAAAACCCCGCUGAGCACGGACCCUUUCCAGUCCCAAGGAGCGUCUGGUCUUUAGAAGGUUCUCGGGGGAUGGAACAGGCUGCGUGCAACUUUGACAUUUGUUCCUGCUCCAUAAAGCACCACGAGGUAGACCAUGAGACAGCUUGCACCUCAGGAUGUUGGUUCCUCUUGUUACUUUUUAAUGAUUUUUAAUUUGAAGACCCCAGAGGAUUCUACUGCAUAAUGAUUCUUCCUUUGUCAUAAAUGUUACCCUAGGAAUUGUUUUAACUUUUUCCUUCUCUAACUUCUCAGCUUUCGUCUUUGCUCAGUUCUUAUGUGGUGGCUCUGGCCUGUCUUGAUUCUAUAGGGAAGCUGUAAUAUAGCAAAAGGGUUUCCUUGUUACCUAGGUAGAUGUUUUGGCUAGCUAGGCAGCACAGAGUAUGUAACAGGUAUUUCCUUGGAUGGGUGUUAGGUACAUUCUAGGUAGGAGUCUCUUGCAGCCCUCUGCUCAAGAGUAUUUCAGUUAUCUUUCAAAAUCUCUUUCAUUGCAGCUUGUUCUGUUUUUCUAGGACACAGAUUGGCCAGGUUGCUGUUCCCUGUUGUGCAGCACUGGAGUGGUUGACCACGUCUGCUCCAUUGCCCAUGGCAGGGUAUGGAGUGCUCCAUUGUCCUCUUGUGUGCUGACAGGCCCUAUGAAAUGUUGGUUGUCGCCAUCUUUGGAGAUGCUUAUUUGAAAUGAUGUGCCCAUGGGUUUGUUACUGUUUCCCUAGAGUAAGAAGAGAAUGGUUUCCAGAGCAUCUAGGGCUUUCUGGUUGUGGUGCUGCCUCCCUGCAUUGGCAAUGGCCAGAGUAUACUUGAGUCCUUUCAGUGAUGAGCAAAAACCAAAUGGUUUUCUAUACUUCCCUGAAUAUCAGCAUAGGUGAGCAUCCAGGUUCCAAUAUGGGUCACCAAAGUUAGUGGUGGUUCUGCCUCGCACUAAGGGAUUCUGUCUGCUGAAGGAAAGCUCAGAGCACCUCCACAAGUUGCCUUGACUUACCCUAGGUGGGUGUGGAAGGGCGUGGAGAACAUUUCCUCUCUCCACAUCUUCCUGCCUCUUCCUCUUUGAUUUACUUUCCAAAGGUACUAGGCAAUUUAGCCUCAGGUACUGGAUGCUCUGCAGCCCUGGCUAAAAGGGAGCAGCAGGGGAACAACAAACAUUUUGGAAUAGGAAUGUACGACUUCCAGCAGCCAUUAUAGUCUAGGGCCUGGAGUUCCUCCAGGAGACUAAUUGCUCAGGGUGUGCAGGGGGAAAGAGCCAAUCCUGCGCUCACUUCCUUCUUUUCUCCCUUUUUUGGGGCCCUGAUCUAGGUUGAGACACUGUCCUUCUCUAGUGACAUUAUACCAUGUGCCUUUCUCCCCAGCAGUGAGCUCUUCCUGACCCAGUCCUAGGGGAAGUGGACCAGUCUUAGAAGUCCUUGUUCUGGUGGCAAGAAUUUAGGAACAAGUCCAGAGAAACUUCACUCUGUUCCCUCCCCUUCUCAGGGACUUGURCCUCCCAGGCUUCUGUCCUCAAGUUGCCCUCGAGUUCCUUAGCACGUCUGUCACAGGUGUUUUUUAGCACUGUACUUUUCACCCAGUAACUGUGACAAGCUGGCCACAUCAUUGCAGGGCUGGUGGUGUGAGUGUGUGCUCACGUGCUUGCUUCCCUCCUGUUUGCUCUGCAGUGCGUUGUGGGGUUCAAGAGCGGUUGAUGUACUUUUGUGUGUGUCAGGAAGAGGCUGAGAUCUUUAGGACGUGGGAGUCACACGCUUCCUCCUACUUGCUGAACUGAUGGGCACUUCCUUGAGAGAGUAACUGUGGUUGGAGCCAAGAAUUGUCCCARGCCUCCAGGCAUCAUGUUGGAGGUGGUCCAGGGACUCGGGGCCACCCAACAGGCUGCACCAUGGCUUGCUAGCUGCUAAAAAGGAGAAGCAUUCCCUUUCUGUUUCCCCAGGACCAGACCCUGAGCCACUCACAUCCUCUGUACUGUGACAGCACUGGUGCUGGGGGCGGUGGUGGUUUUCAAAGGGACCGACUGUAACCACUUUAAUUUAUGAUUAAGAGCCUUAGUUUGACUUAACACUUGUGUAGGCUUUCAUUUUGUGUAGAUUUGUGUGUGGGGUGUGUGUGUGUGUGUGUGCACAUAAUUCCUAGUAUGUGGCUCAGGUGAGUAGGGUAUCUAUUAAUGGUAUCAUGUUGCUAACAGAUGUCACUUUGGCUUCUGCAAAAACUAUACUGUCUUGUUUCUGCAUUAGAAGUAAGUAGUCCUGUGAAAAUACUGCCACGUCACUUUUAAUAUUACCAAUUUUAUACUUGGAAAAUGGUACUUGCCUCUUUUAAAUCUUUUUUGUCUUCUCUAACCUCCCCCCUCUUCAAAAAUAUGCUCCCUUCCUAAUUGCAGCAAUAAUCUCUUUAAAAGAAAUUAAACAAUUAAAUGUCCC
Urocitellus parryii (Arctic ground squirrel) is the source of this 4259-nucleotide messenger RNA. RefSeq names its product sphingosine-1-phosphate lyase 1 (gene Sgpl1). NCBI's taxonomy places the organism in Eukaryota, Metazoa, Chordata, Mammalia, Rodentia, Sciuridae. Gene Ontology annotation, molecular function: sphinganine-1-phosphate aldolase activity; pyridoxal phosphate binding. The record is from RefSeq and is a predicted model, not a curated record. Gene Ontology annotation, biological process: carboxylic acid metabolic process; sphingolipid catabolic process. Gene Ontology annotation, cellular component: endoplasmic reticulum.